Saccostrea echinata is the source of this 2974-nucleotide messenger RNA. Its product is annotated as microfibril-associated glycoprotein 4-like. Lineage: Eukaryota; Metazoa; Mollusca; Bivalvia; Ostreida; Ostreidae. The transcript has 4 exons. The record is from RefSeq and is a predicted model, not a curated record. The coding region runs from base 255 to 1355 and encodes 366 amino acids.
AUAAUCUUAUGUCUGUUAUUAUAUUUUUAUGUACUUUCUGUCUGAAUUGUUUUCAUGAGGAAAGAAAAUAUUAAGGUUAGACAAGGUUCAAUAAAAUCUGAUGUGGUUGAACUAGGCGCAUUGUUUCAGAUUUUAGCUUAUAAUGAUGGAGUUUAGGGUGUUUGUAAUGCCACAUGGUUUUUCCACUUCAUUAAAGCAAAUUCAAAGUAUAAAGUCUUUGUCUUUUUGGUGAGUGGAUUUACAAAAAUCAAAAGAUGCACUGUAUAUGCAUUCUGAUACAGCUGUUGGGAAUGUUGUAUUCGUCGCUUAGUCAGGAUUCGGUGCCCGCAGCUUCCCGCCAAACUGCCUCGGGGGCACCCAGUGUAUGUUCCUCAGAACAGUACAGAUCACUGUCGCCUUCACUCCAGAACGAACACCAGUGUAACUUACUAGAGAGGCUGAAAGGAGACUUUGAAACUUCUAAAACCAACCAGGAGAAUCUCAUAAAUGAUGCUAUUAUGAAACUUGAUGUCCUGAAUAAUAAGAUUGAUCAACAGAUCCGGAGACAGAUAGAAACAAUAGAGGUUGAAAAGUAUAAAAAGAUGGCACCAAGUUUCCCAAAUAUACCCUUAGUCCGAGAUUGUAAUGAAUUGAAGAUGAAUGGAUUCCAUGUUUCUGGGGUAUAUCCAAUACGUUUCUCAAACGGAAAAAUAAUGAAUGUCUGGUGUGACAUGGAUACUGACAGGGGUGGAUGGACCGUUUUACAAAGAAGACAGGAUGGAAGUGUUAAUUUCACACAGAACUGGAACACGUAUGCUUUUGGAUUUGGAAAUCCAAACACGGAAUAUUGGUUAGGAAAUGAAUAUAUUCAUUUAAUGACGCGGGCCAACAACUACACGCUGCGAAUUGACCUUUGGGAUUGGGAAGGAGAUGAGGCCUAUGCCAGAUAUGAAUAUUUUGCAGUCACUAACGAAGCAGACGGGUAUAGGUUACUUGUGUCAAAUUACUCGGGCACUGCUGGGGAUUCGUUUUUAAGCUACCACCAAAACAUGAGGUUUAGUACGCACGAUAAAGACUAUGAUCUGUGGUACUCGUCCUGUGCGAGAAAAGACAAGUCUGGAUGGUGGUAUCGAGACUGUGGAUACAGUACACUGAACGGGUUGUAUGUAGAUGGGGGAACUAUUCCGAUCUCGGCUGACGGACUUAUUAAGGGAAUUAUUUGGUACCACUGGAAGAGGAGAUACAGUUAUUCAUUGAAAAAAGUGGAAAUGAAGAUAAAGCCAUCGCUGGCAAUAAAGGUGGAACUUGAAGAACUUGCAGCUCUUGAAGCCAAUCCACCAUUUCUUUCCACAGUUGCAUCUUCUACUAAUAACUAAAACUUUUAAGACUUCGACGGAAAAGAAUUUAAAUAAAAAAAGGUGUUCAAACUUUUAACACCUUUCCCACUUUCAUCGAGAGUAUUGUAUUCUAUAUAAAGAGAUGUUUCGUAUUUUAACACAAUUUCUCCACAAUAUUAAGUACCUUAACAUUAAGGGUCCCUCGAUAGACUGUGGUAAAUCCCUUUCCCUUCAAGCAUUCAUGGCACGGUUCACUUAAGUGAAUCCUCCCUGGCUGAACAGAAAGAAGAAUCAAUAAACAGUUGAUAUAUGAUGUAAUAUCAAACCAAUUUUAAUUAAUAAUCGCAUGAUUAUUUCUGACCUCCUGUUCAAUUGCAACAUAAAGCAUAAUUUAAUUAACUCAUACCUCACUGUAUGAUUGCAUUCGUGAUGCUGUAUUUACAGUGUCCCCAAAGAGACAGUACUGGGGCAUCCUCUUUCCCACAAUUCCCCCCACCACACUUCCUGUGUGCAUACCUAGUGUAACAAUGUGACAGUGUUCAUGGACAUUGACAAAGGAGUAUGAUGUCAUCCACCAGGUUAAGAUAUUUCAGUGUAGUCUAGGACAUACAAAAUGUUUUAGUCUUUGAGUUUUUCAUUCAUUAACAUUACAGUAUUUCGCGUUCAUUAUAUAACAUAAAAUAAUUGUGUAAAAUAUCUAUAUAAUGAAUACAAAUACGCUUGCAAAGGUACAUGAGUCUUUGUCAUAUGCCCUUUUACAAAACUAAGAGGAGGGUCUGUUAAAUCAAUUCCUUUUAUAUGUCAAUGGGAAAGAGUAUUUUUCGCUUUAGCUUUCAAAAUAAUUUUGGAGAAACUGAUUGAAAACUCUUAUGUUUACUAAACCUUUCAUAUAUAACCCGUAAGAUUUAUCAUUAUAAGAGAAAUAAAUAAAUGUCUUUAUAAAAAUAAAUACUUCCUCAAGUGCCUGUAUUGAAAAAUGAGAAAGAUGUGUUAUUUGGAUUAGUUACCCGCCCUGAGCUGGAGAUUUUCCCCUGUCACGGGAUCGGUUAGGCUGGCUGCCUUUUCCACUAGUUCUAUAGCGAGCCCUGCUACAUUGACCGCGUGAUUUUCAUUUCUGUCUGGAACACCACCGGCCACCAUGUACACUGCGUCCCCUAGUGUUUCCACCUAGAUAAUCACAUAAUAUACCUAGUUCAAAACAAAACCUAUCCCAAAAGUAUAAAUGGUGUAAAGAUUAGGGAGAGUUAUCAUCUUAAGAAUUGCUUUUCAGUAUUUCAUUAAUUUUACUUUUUCUUAGGUUUUCGUAAAUAGCGGUGAUAAGCAUCGUCUAAGUUUGUAAAAUAUCAUUGAAAUUAGCAGUUGUUUUAGCAAAAAAGCAAUUAUUACUUUCUCUGUUACAUACUUAAUAUAAUUGUAAGUGACUAGUAAGAUAAGUAUUUCAGUCGGUCAGCAAUCUUAUGUAUUAUACAGUUCUUUUUAUUCUGUUUUAACAUUUAUAAGAACACAAUUUUCACAAUGAACUUGAAUUUCUUUUUUUUUUCAAAUUAAUGUAGCUUUAUAAUUUGAACUUAACUUUUUUAAUACAUUGUAAUAAGGAUGGUUAAAUCUGUUUUGAUUUACAUUUUCAUUUAUUGAAAUAAAGUGCAUUUUAAGAUGAA